Molecule: messenger RNA, 671 nt
Organism: Anneissia japonica
Lineage: Eukaryota; Metazoa; Echinodermata; Crinoidea; Comatulida; Comatulidae
Product: histone H1.1, embryonic-like
Exons: 1
Coding region: 62-622 (186 amino acids)
Biological process (GO): chromosome condensation; nucleosome assembly; negative regulation of DNA recombination
Cellular component (GO): nucleus; nucleosome
Molecular function (GO): nucleosomal DNA binding; structural constituent of chromatin; double-stranded DNA binding
Source: RefSeq, a predicted model, not a curated record
AUCUAAGCAUUGGUAUCACUUUCAAAAUUUACUUGGAAGAUUUGUGUCUAUCUCUGCAAUUAUGACUGAUAAAGUACAAAAACCUAAGAAGGCUGCGGCAAAGAAGCCGUCAUCUCACCCUCCUUACAGUGAAAUGAUUGCUGCCGCAAUCUCUGCACUAAAGGAGAGGAAUGGAUCGUCUCGCCAGGCCAUCGCCAAGUACAUCCAGGCUAACUACAGUGUCGACACCAAUAUGAAUGUCCACCUCAAGAUGGCUUUGAAGCGCGGUGUUGAGAGCGGCAAACUAGCCCAGCCUAAAGGUACAGGAGCUAGUGGAUCCUUCAAGCUGAACCAGGCUGCAGCCAAGGCUGACGCAGCUGCUAAGGCAAAGAAAGAAAAGGCUAAGAAGAAGGCAGCAGCAGACAAAGAAAAGAAAGCAGCCAAGAAGGCGACCAAAAAGGCUAAGAAACCAGCUGCUAAAAAGUCAACCAAAAAGGCUACCAAGACAAAGUCGCCCAAGAAGGAAAAGAAAUCGAAAUCACAAAAGAAGGCAAAGUCACCGAAGAAGACCAAGUCGGCUAAGCCCAAAAAGCCGAAAACCAAAAAGAAGUCGGCCAAGUCUCCAAAGAAGUCCAAGAAGUAAACUGUCAUCGUCGUAUCUAUUCAAACCAAACGGCUCUUUUCAGAGCCAU